Molecule: messenger RNA, 525 nt
Organism: Uncinocarpus reesii 1704
Lineage: Eukaryota; Fungi; Ascomycota; Eurotiomycetes; Onygenales; Onygenaceae
Exons: 3
Coding region: 1-525 (174 amino acids)
Source: RefSeq, a predicted model, not a curated record
AUGGCCCAGUCCUCACUGGAAGCUAUUCUUGCGACAAGACACCGAUGUCCUGCCGGCCCAGAGAACAAACUUACAUGCUCAACUACAUUUGUGCCAACUCCCUCAAUCUUCAAUACCUUUGUCAUUGAAGAGGGCACGAGCAUCAAUGCAAAGGCAAAUGAGGCAAACAAGUUCAUGGACAGGACAUCUGUUGUCCAGGUCUUGUUGACCUCUUACCAAAAAGGAGCCGGGAUAAUGCUACCUUUCCUCGGUGCUGAAGUUGGCUAUACUGAGUCAAGCAAAAGCACAACCCAUGACAUUUUCAAGAAGCCCGGAGACGGCGGAUGUUACAGUGGUUAUCAACAGGAAAGUUUGUUGGAUUCGAAUCUUCUAAUAUAUGACUACCAGAAAUAUCCGUACCACAAUUGCAAAAAGAUGCUUUUUUCGUGUGAGAUCCAUUGGAGUCUCAUGCCAGGGUUUGGAAAACAAAAAUGGUCCUCUGUGAACAAAUUUGGAAUUCGCCGAGCCAGGAAUCAACAACAGUGA